UAAUGUUGAAAUUAUGUAUGGCAUUUACUAAUCUGACAAUAAGGAAAAAUCACUAUACGAUGUAUUUUAAUAACUUUUUAAAUUUAGAUUCAUAUGAAAUCUCAUGCAAAACCAAAAUUUGCGUGUUCGCAGUGCGACAAGCAAUUUUCUCAAUUGCGUAAUUUUAAAUAUCAUAUGUCAAUUCAUCUUGGAACCAAGGAAUUUGCAGCUUCCUGUCCAGAGUGCGGAAAAACGUUUAAUGAUAAAGGAUAUCUAUCAAGUCACUUAAAAAUUCACAGAAAUAAAAAGGAGCAUGCUUGCCCAUACUGUCCGAAAUCUUUUAAUCAACGAGUUGCUUUUAACAUGCAUGUUCGAAUACAUUUGGGUCUAAAGCCUCAUUGCUGUCAGGAGUGUGGGAAAACAUUUAGUAGGAAAAUGUUGUUGAAGCAACAUUAUCGCACUCAUUCAGGUGAAAAGCCUUACGUCUGUAGUUUCGAAGGAUGUGAGAAGAGAUUUGCGGAUCGAUCCAACAUGAUUCUUCAUUUUCGACUACAUAGUGGCAUUAAACCGUUUUCUUGCAAUUUGUGUCCAAAGCGUUUUUCAAAGAAGCAUCAUUUAGGUACGCAUUUGAAUUAUCAUUUGAAUCUAAAGCCAUACUCGUGCUUGAAUGAGGGAUGUACUCAAAAGUUUACGCAGUCAAGCAAUAUGAGAACGCAUAUGAAAAAGUGCCCUCAUCGGAAAGUCGAGGAGAAGUGACAAUGACGAUGCAUGCCAGGUGAUAUUUCGUUUAUUCAAAGACCACCCCCAACAUUUCUAGAUACCCCUCUGAUGCAUAUGCAUCUAGUUUUCUUUCGCACCAUGAACAUUAGUUUUUAUUUGUGUUAUAUUUUGAAACAGGAAUAAUCCAAAAAUACGUAAUUAUUAUAAUUAAAUUAGAUUUUAGGAAACAUAACAGUAUACGUACGUAAAGUUCUCGUAAAUGGCGAGGCUUUAUGAAUAAUUGUUAAAAUAUUAAGGUGAUAGGGAUUUUUGUAUACGAGACAUUAAUGUUACAUAUUUUACAAAGUUUUAUACUGCACAAAAAAAGAAGUAUACGAUGAAAUGAAUCAAAAAUGAAACUUUAGUUAUUUAAAUUUUAAUGUUGAAAAUAAAAUGUUAUUGAAAUUUUUUUUAAGCCAUUGCAUCCUGUCAAUUUUUAUUUCAGGACUUUUAAAUUUGAAUGUCUCAAUUGGUUACUCAAUAAGUAUGUCUAGUUUAUUUACUAUCAGUGCUCAUUGGGUGCUUAUCAAUCUCUCAGAUCCAAUAUCAGGGCAGUCAGAGCUAGUUCAAUAGUAACGUAUUUUU
This is a messenger RNA of Chironomus riparius, 1323 nucleotides long. The record is from the annotation of a GenBank genome assembly. Lineage: Eukaryota; Metazoa; Arthropoda; Insecta; Diptera; Chironomidae.